This is a messenger RNA of Panicum virgatum (switchgrass), 1041 nucleotides long. RefSeq names its product probable calcium-binding protein CML18. The record is from RefSeq and is a predicted model, not a curated record. The transcript has a single exon. Bases 67 to 591 code for a protein of 174 amino acids. Gene Ontology annotation, molecular function: calcium ion binding. Lineage: Eukaryota; Viridiplantae; Streptophyta; Magnoliopsida; Poales; Poaceae.
CCCCCCCGGAGACGGAGACGGAGACGGAGACGGAGGAAGAAGACGCGUAGAGACAGGGAAGGGAGCAUGGCGAGCGUCAAGCAGGGCGGCGACGCGGCGAAGGGCGCGGGAGGCGGAGGGGGCCUCGGGAUGCCGGCGGCGGAGGUGGAGCAGGUGUUCCGGCGCUACGACGCCAACGGCGACGGCAAGAUCUCGGCGGAGGAGCUGGCGUCCGUGCUGCGGGCGCUGGGCGCGCCGCCGGGGCCCGGGGAGGUGCGCCGCAUGAUGGACGAGAUGGACACCGACCGCGACGGCUUCGUCGACCUCGCCGAGUUCGUCGCCUUCCACUGCGCCGCCCGGCCGGAGGGGGAGGACGAGGACGGCGGCGCCGCGGAGGCCGAGCUGCGCGAGGCCUUCCGCAUGUACGACGCCGACCGCAACGGCCUCAUCUCCGCGCGGGAGCUCCACCGCGUCCUGCGCCAGCUCGGGGACAAGUGCUCCGUCGCCGACUGCUCCCGGAUGAUCCGCUCCGUCGACGCCGACGGCGACGGCAGCGUCAACUUCGACGAGUUCAAGAAGAUGAUGGGCGCCGGCACCGGAGCCAGGCGCUAGCUAAGCCGCCGGAGCCUGACUCCGAUCCAUUCCCCACCACCAAAGGUUUAACUGGUCCUCCCUUGAUGUAUGCGUGGUUUAUCUGCUUAUUAGCUGAUUAUUAAUCAAGCAUGAUUAGUUUCUACUACUUACUAAGGUGAAGUGAGUAGCCUGCCUGCAUCCAUCCAGCUGAACAGCCUUGGAAUUGGAUCUUAGGCCUCCUUUUACUGUAGUACUCCACCGGGCAAAGCACGGUUUUGGAGGCACUGAUCUGAUUUUAUGGUGAACAGCGGAGGUGAUGUUGUCGUGUAAAGGUGUGAUGACCUGCUACUGCUUUUCUGUCUGCCUGCUCCUAUAUUAUGAUGAUGUAAUCUACUGAUUGACUAAUCCCUGCUGUCGCUAAACGGCUAAAGGAGGCUCCAACUUUUAAUCCCUUUGUUUGAUUUUGUUAUGGGCAAGACCUUUGUUUAA